Molecule: messenger RNA, 1059 nt
Organism: Daldinia caldariorum
Lineage: Eukaryota; Fungi; Ascomycota; Sordariomycetes; Xylariales; Hypoxylaceae
Product: electron transfer flavoprotein, alpha subunit
Exons: 2
Coding region: 1-1059 (352 amino acids)
Cellular component (GO): mitochondrion
Molecular function (GO): flavin adenine dinucleotide binding; electron transfer activity
Source: RefSeq, a predicted model, not a curated record
AUGCUUUUCUCUACAGCGACUCGGACAGUUCUUAGAGGCGUCAGCAGCGUGCCGCGCUCUACUUCUGCGUUUUCAAGUCCCUUCAAUAGCCCUUCGGCCCUUCGAAGAUUAUUAUCGUCAUUGGCUAUUCUAGAACAGCGCGAUGGAAAGCUAAACCACGGUUCUUUGAGUGCGAUUACGGCCGCUAGGAAGCUCGGGGGCUCGAUACAUGGGUUCGUCGCCGGAAGCAAUAUUAAGCCCGUAGCAGAAGAGGCGGCAAAGGUAGAAGGUGUCGAAAAGAUAAUCGCGGUGGAUAACGCUGCUUACGACAAGGGUCUCCCAGAGAACUUUGCGCCGCUAUUAGUCGAGAACAUCAAGAAGGGCGGUUACACGCAUAUCAUAGCAGGACACACCGCAUUCGGAAAGAGUUUAUUACCGCGAGUCGCCGCGCUUCUUGACUCCCAGCAAAUAUCAGACAUAACCGCCAUUGAAAACGAGAACACCUUCGUACGUCCGAUCUACGCUGGCAACGCCAUUGCGACCGUCGAGUCCUCCGACCCCAUUAAGCUUAUUACUAUCCGCGGCACAGCAUUCCCUGCUGCGGAAGCGCAAGGUGGCUCCGCGACGAUAGAAGAUGGCGUAGACCCUAACGUGGAAAUCUCUGUAGAAUGGGUUUCUGAAGAUCUGGCCAAAUCCGAUAGGCCAGACUUGGCGACGGCCGGUAAAGUGGUCUCCGGAGGCAGAGGUCUAAAAUCGAAGGAUGAGUUCGACAAGAUCAUGCUCCCGCUCGCGGACUCGUUGGGCGCCGCAGUUGGCGCUUCUCGUGCCGCAGUAGAUAGCGGCUACGCCGACAACAGUUUACAAGUUGGUCAAACUGGUAAGGUCGUUGCUCCUCAGCUAUACCUCGCCGUCGGAAUUUCCGGUGCGAUCCAGCAUCUGGCGGGUAUGAAGGACAGCAAGGUGAUCGCAGCAAUUAACAAAGAUGCCGAGGCACCGAUAUUCCAAGUAGCAGACGUGGGGUUAGUCGGUGAUUUAUUCGAAAAGGUCCCCGAGUUAACGGAGAAGUUGAAGAGCUCGUAA